ACAUUUAUAAAAGCUUUUUAUUAUCGUUAUUAUUAUUUGACAGAAUACCUCUCUCUCUCUCUCUCUCUCUCUGAAGCUGCAGAGCCGCCAUGGCCACAGCAAACAACGACAAGAAGCCACACGCCGCCAUUCUGACCAGCCCAGGGAUGGGCCACCUCAUCCCGGAGGUGGAGCUUGGCAAGAGCCUCCUCACACAACACGCCUUCGACGUAACCAUCUUCCUCAUCACCACCGAUCUCGCAACGGCUCGCUCCCAAAUCCACCAACAAACCUCACAUCUAAAAACUGCCCCAAACGUGGUGGAAUUGCCGCAACCAGAUGUUUCAUCCAAACUGGGACCAGACCCUUCCCUAUUGGACAGAAUCGUCGUAACCAUGACUGAGUCCUUACCAUCUCUCCGCUCUUUCAUCCUCUCCAUGAAGCACCCUCCCUCUCUUCUUGUCGUUGACCUGUUCGGUACAGAAGCUAUUCCCAUGGCACGUGACCUCGGCAUGCAACCCUUCGUCUUCUUAACCACCAGCGCCUGGUUCUCCGCUCUCACCAUACACCUUUCAGCUAUGGACCCCAACCAGGUGGAGAAUACUCAUAUCAAGAACCGCGAACCGCUUCCAAUCCCUGGUUGCGAACCGAUUCAAUUCGAAGACACACUCGAAGCUCUCUUGGACCCCCUAGGGCCCAUAUAUGAAGGAUACUCCAAGGUUUCAAAGGUAAUCAAUGGCUCUGAUGGGAUCCUGAUCAACACUUGGCAAGAUCUGGAGCCCUCAGCAACGAAGGCGCUGGGGGACUCUGGAAUCUUGCGAAGGUUCACCAAUGGACCGGUUUAUCCGGUUGGACCUCUAGUGAGGACGUUAGCGGACCGUGACACGGGUAGUGUACACGUGGACAACAAGGUUAUGCGGUGGCUUGACCGGCAACCGACGGAAUCGGUAAUCUACGUGUCGUUCGGGAGCGGAGGGACCAUGUCUGAGGCUCAGAUUAGGGAGCUUGCGUGGGGAUUGGAGCUCAGCAUGCAGAGGUUUGUUUGGGUGGUGCGGCCACCCAUUGAGGGCGAUGCUUCCGGCUCAUAUUUCGACGUCGGAAUUGGGGGGCACGGGUCGCCGGAGUACUUGCCGAAGGGGUUCGUGGAGAGGACGAAGGAAUUGGGAUUGGUGAUUCCCAUGUGGGCCCCGCAGGUGGAGAUUCUGGGACAUGCUGCGACGGGUGGUUUUGUGACGCACUGUGGUUGGAACUCUGUGCUUGAAGCAAUCUUUGGUGGGGUGGCAAUGGUGGCUUGGCCGCUCUACUCGGAGCAGAAGAUGAACGCUGCCAUGUUGUCGAAGGAGCUCGGGGUGGCGGUGAGGGCGAGGGGUGAAGCGGAGGGUGGUGGUGUGGUUGGGAGGGAUGAGAUAGCAAGGGUUGUGAGAAGGGUAAUGGUGGAAGAAGAAGGUGGUGCAAUGAGGGCAAAGGUGAAGGAGCUGAAAGCGAGUGCAGAGAAAGCAGUGUGUGAGUUUGGAAGCUCUGAGUCGCUGCGUCAAUUCAGAACUUACUCUCGCGCCGCUUCAGAGGCUAAAGCUCGUGGUGCUUGAUCUCAAGAGUGCAAAAAUAUUGAGUAUGGUAAAAUUUUCAUAUAAUUUAAGGUAUAUUUUAUAUUUUAAUAUAUUUUAUAAAAAAUAAUUAAUUAUUUUUCGGCCA
Messenger RNA from Arachis duranensis, 1671 nucleotides. RefSeq names its product UDP-glycosyltransferase 72E1. Bases 90 to 1565 code for a protein of 491 amino acids. Gene Ontology annotation, molecular function: UDP-glycosyltransferase activity. The record is from RefSeq and is a predicted model, not a curated record. Lineage: Eukaryota; Viridiplantae; Streptophyta; Magnoliopsida; Fabales; Fabaceae. The transcript has a single exon.